Didymodactylos carnosus is the source of this 1154-nucleotide messenger RNA. NCBI's taxonomy places the organism in Eukaryota, Metazoa, Rotifera, Eurotatoria, Philodinida, Philodinidae. The record is from the annotation of a GenBank genome assembly.
AUGCCCGCAGUUCCUAAUCGCCCUGCUAGAAAGCAGAAAAAACAACCCCGUCGUUUUGUGGCGGAAGACGAAGACAAGGGACAGGAGCCCUUAUCGAAAGUGGGGCCCCUUUGCGAUGAUGAUAAAAAAUUCAAAAAUCGGCCUUAUUUAGAGCCCGUUCGUAUUCGUGCUCAUUUGAAUACAUUAGCCGAACGAAAUAAGAACGCUGUUGCCCGACAUGUUAUUAGAUAUUGUGUUGAGGCGGCGCCGUUUCUCGACAAAUGGGUGUGUGACCAGUAUGAGUAUCAAGUCUGGCAAAAGUUUUUGAAGCUAGGUUCUGAUACCGAUUCGGGUCACAUACAUUGGGCGCAGGAGAUUGUCAAGCGAACAAAGACGCGCGACUCCCGAAUCAAUAAAGAGUUUUGUGUCACUCAAAUGACCAGACUCCAAAAAAGUAUUCUGACCGCUAGCAACGAGGUGACUCGUUCGCAAGGAGAGUUAGCGGCUUUCGCACCAGCAAUGUUGCCUGCGCAAACAUCCCGAUCGUCGAGCGCCGGUGUUGCACAAUCGCAACCGGAGCAGACCGUCACGGGCCAGGUUUUGUUUGCUGACGAAAUUCUUCGUAAAUACAUUCAGGUUCAGACUCAUUAUGUAGCCAAGAAAUGUGCUACUCGUGUCGCGAUUGCAGUGGCUGAACAAGCUGAAUACACUGCCCUGCAAUUGUUUGAGAACCGAGCAACCGCGCAUCAAAAGACGCAUGCUGCUGUGGUGAAACCGAAAUUCGAAGUCCUUCAUAUAAAAGAGAAAAAUAUGAAAGUGUUAGCGAAACAGGUCGAGUUCGAUAUGGUACCGAAAUCAGUUCCAAAAUUUGAUUUUCAUUACCGAAUCGACGAGCAAGCCCUGUCCCCUGCGCAAAUAGACAAUGCGCAUCGAGACAUGAGGAAAUUAGUUCUCGAUUUUCAAAAGGAGGCAGUUCAGCUCAUGCUUCAAACCGCCACUGAAGAAUGCGACAAUGUCAGAAUCAAAGUGACCGAACUCAUUGAUGGCAUGCCAGAAGGAGAGGCGGACUGCGUUGAAGGUAGUGACGAGGACGCUCAAGUGCAAGAGAAUGGAUCGUUUCGAGCCCUCUUCAAUAACUAUUUGGAGGCACGAGCUAUUCGACUCAAUAAAACCAC